AUUUGCAGUAAUUAUCCAGGUGCGAAAUUACAGCAGUAAAAAGAGGCCAUUCUCUUCCGGCGACAAAUCCAAUUGGAAGCUGGAAGGAAUGAAAAGAAAAGAAAAGAAAGGAAAAUAAACCCAAUUACAAACGCCACAAAAAGACCCGUAAGGCACAGGUCGGCACUGAGCGAUCUCUCGAUCGAAAUUCAAGCAAUAACCAGAUCGAUUUCUUUCUCCCACCUGCACGGGAGACAUCCCCAAUUUGAUUUUUAUUGUUCAUCGUUAUUGUUUAUUUCUCCGUUUCAAUUUUGAUUUCAUUCACUGCAACAUCCAUCGACCUCUUUGGAAGAUGGAGGGCAUAAUCAGCAAGGUUAGGAGUUUUGACGCCUUUCCUAAAAUCAACGAGGAUUUCUACAGCCGUACACUCUCCGGUGGCAUUAUAACCAUCGCCUCCUCUAUCGUCAUGUUUCUCCUCUUCUUCUCUGAGCUCCGAUUGUAUCUCCAUGCUGUAACUGAAACAAAGCUUGUAGUGGAUACUUCAAGAGGAGAAACUUUACGUAUCAAUUUUGACAUCACUUUUCCAGCCCUUCCAUGUUCUAUUCUCAGCCUUGAUGCCAUGGAUAUCAGUGGAGAGCAGCAUCUUGAUGUAAAACAUGAUAUUUUCAAGAAAAGACUAGAUUCCCAGGGCAAUGUAAUAGAAGCACGGCAAGAUGGUAUCGGUGCUCCUAAGAUUGAAAAGCCUUUGCAGAGACAUGGUGGUAGGCUUGAGCAUAAUGAGACAUAUUGUGGCUCAUGUUAUGGUGCUGAAGCGUCGGACGAGGAUUGUUGUAAUUCUUGUGAGGAAGUUCGUGAAGCAUAUCGAAGAAAAGGCUGGGCAAUGUCAAAUCCUGAUGUGAUUGACCAGUGCAAAAGGGAAGGUUUUCUACAAAAGAUUAAGGAUGAGGAAGGUGAAGGAUGCAAUAUUUAUGGAUUUUUGGAAGUUAAUAAGGUGGCUGGUAAUUUUCACUUUGCACCUGGCAAGAGCUUUCAACAAUCAAAUGUUCAUGUCCACGAUCUACUGGCAUUUCAAAAGGACAGUUUUAAUAUAAGUCACCAGAUUAAUAGGCUAUCUUUUGGAGAAUAUUUUCCUGGUGUUGUAAAUCCUCUUGAUGGAGUGCACUGGACGCAAGAAACUCCAGGUGGAAUGUACCAGUAUUUUAUCAAGGUUGUACCUACUGUAUACACAGAUAUUAGUGGGAACACAAUUCAGUCAAACCAGUUUUCCGUGACUGAACAUUUUAGCGGUGCACAAGGGGGUUUUCAUCAAUCUCUACCUGGAGUUUUCUUCUUUUAUGACCUUUCCCCAAUUAAGGUGACAUUCACAGAGGAGCAUGUGUCAUUUUUGCACUUCCUAACAAAUGUCUGUGCUAUUGUUGGAGGCGUUUUCACUGUUUCUGGAAUACUGGAUUCAUUUAUAUAUCAUGGUCAAAAGGCAAUCAAGAAGAAGAUGGAAAUAGGUAAAUUUAGUUGAUAGCACAUCCAAGUAGCGUGAAUUGUUGCUGUAUUCCGUUUGGUCUUGUGGGCAACUGGCUUCUCAAAUCGAACUGGUUGAACGACAGCAUUUUGAAUUGGCCUGCUACUUUCAAUCACAACCAACCCUGUCAAGAUGCAUGAUGUAUGAUCAAUGAGUUCAAAUUAUUCCCUAGUUCAUUUUAUAUUUGCAACAAAAUGUCAGGUUCUCAUUUUGGUUAAUUUAAUGGCACAGCUGAUAUGAAUAUUUUGUGGGAGGAGGCUUUUCAUUGUUUUCUUAGCUAAGAACUCAAAAAGAAUUAUUUGCGAGAAUGAAGAAACAAUCGAGAAUUUUUUUUUUCUGA
Molecule: messenger RNA, 1835 nt
Organism: Manihot esculenta (cassava)
Lineage: Eukaryota; Viridiplantae; Streptophyta; Magnoliopsida; Malpighiales; Euphorbiaceae
Product: endoplasmic reticulum-Golgi intermediate compartment protein 3
Exons: 13
Coding region: 332-1492 (386 amino acids)
Cellular component (GO): COPII-coated ER to Golgi transport vesicle; endoplasmic reticulum
Source: RefSeq, a predicted model, not a curated record